UAGUUGAGCGGCAAUCAUGUGGCAGUUGGCAUUGGCAUUGGGACUUCUCCAGCAGCUGAAUGCACCACCGGCAUCUCCUACGGCCACGGCCAUUGUGGUGGAGCGGAACAUGUUUGCCUACUACAAGGUGCCGGCAGCUCAACUGCUUCUGGACACCGAGGAAACCAGUAGCAGCAGCAGCAGCAGCAGCAGCAGUGAUUCCAAAAAAUUCAAGAGCGACCUGUACUUUGUGCUGCAGUGUCCACCCAAAUUGGAUACGGGCAUACCCAAGCCCAAGGACAUGCAGACCUGCAGUGUGGUGGAUCAGUACAAAGGGAUGUGGAAGAAGCCGUCGCCGCCACAGCCGAAGAAACACCUCCAUAUGGUGCCAUUUCGGAUUGUGAUGCGCCCGCUGCGACCCCCUGCAAUGCGAAGGACAUAUCGUCGCCGCAAACGUCACCAGAAUAGCGAUCAGGAGGAUGAUGAAGAGGAAUCCACACCCUUGCAGCAUCUGGGACAGCCACAUAUCCGACAGAAGCUACUGAAACUAAAGGCAGACCAUCGAAAGUUCAAACGAGGCAGUAGCUCCCAGGGAUAUCAGCACAUGUAUCAUCGUGAUGAGUCGUACAACGAUCACAUAUUCUAUGACGAUCUCCAAGCCGAUGGACAGUAUCAUAAAUACGGAAAACAAAUACAAUCUGAAUAA
Molecule: messenger RNA, 685 nt
Organism: Drosophila persimilis
Lineage: Eukaryota; Metazoa; Arthropoda; Insecta; Diptera; Drosophilidae
Exons: 1
Coding region: 17-685 (222 amino acids)
Source: RefSeq, a predicted model, not a curated record